Molecule: messenger RNA, 3457 nt
Organism: Carassius auratus (goldfish)
Lineage: Eukaryota; Metazoa; Chordata; Actinopteri; Cypriniformes; Cyprinidae
Product: folliculin-interacting protein 2-like
Exons: 19
Coding region: 220-2856 (878 amino acids)
Cellular component (GO): cytoplasm
Molecular function (GO): ATPase inhibitor activity; protein-folding chaperone binding
Source: RefSeq, a predicted model, not a curated record
GAAGGAAGGGGAACCCUGUUGUUGUUUGGCACGUCCUGCACGUGCCGCCUGUGAGUCCGUGUGUCCUCAGCAGAGAGCGCCCGCGGGUCACUGACAGUCAGCUGGUGCAAACGUCACAUGACUCCAGCAUGGAUCUCCACCAGAGACUUGAACGGACGCUCGCCCUGAUGGGGAAACGAGAAUCCCGGAGUGUGUGUUUGUGAUAAGCGGAGCGCGAGCAUGCCUACGCUGCUGCAGAAGCUCCUCGGCAAGAGAGCCGUCGGUAACGACAGCCCCCGGGACAUCUGUACGGCGGCGGACCAGUGUUGGGCAUCUGCUGAGUUUGACCUAGCUCAGAUCAGGUUGAUAGUGUAUCAAGACUGUGAGAGAAGAGGGCGCCAGGUUCUCUUUGACUCCAAAGCAAUACACAAACUGGACACAUCCGAGCCGACUGCUGAUGAAACCAAAACCCCCCCGAACCGGAGUGGUGCUUACCAUAUCGGCAGACAAGCAGGCGAGAAAGACAAGCCUCCUUCAUAUCAGUAUACCAGACCAGCUCCAGAUGUGACCAUGCUCGGAGAAAUGAUGUUUGGCUCAGUUUCCAUGAGUUAUAAGGGUUCAACGCUUAAAAUUCACCACAUCCGGUCUCCACCGCAGCUGAUGGUCAGUAAGGUUUUUUCCACCCGGUCUGGAAGCAGCACUUCUGAAAGUACAAAUCCGCUACAAGACAGUUUUGAGUCGAUGAGCCAAACGUUUCCUAGUCACACCAGCAGCAUAGGAGUUUGCCGCGUGCCUAGCGCUCCUGUGCCCUGCCUGGCUCGGAGCGCGUCUUUCUUUGCAGCCCAUAGUAAUCCAGUGGACAUGCCAAGCAGAGGACACAGUGAGGACGGGGACAGUGGCAUUGCUCGCUCAGCAUCUCUGAGCAGUUUGUUGGCCACUCCCCUACCGUCACCUGGCUCCUCCUUCAGUAGUGGUUUGUCCAGCAGUUACCAACGCCGAUGGCUCCGUAGCCAGGCCACCAGUCUUCAGCAUGGCCCCGUGCCUCGCUGGAACACUGAAGAAAUGUUCAGCUUGUCUGACGAGAGCUGCACCUCCAACCCUACGAUGAUCCGGAGGAAGAAGAUUGCCAUCAGCAUCAUCAUCAGCCUGCCGGAAAGAGAAGAGGAAAACCACAAUUUCCAGGAGUUUUUCUUCUCACACUUUCCUCUGUUUGAGUCUCACAUGAACCGACUCAAGGCCGCCAUCGAGAGGGCUAUGAUUGUGUGCAGAAGGAUAGCAGAGUCCAGUCAGCGAGUGCAGGUCUAUCUGUGUCGCGUGAUGGAAGCACUGGGAGAAUUCAGGAUGACGGUGUGGAACCUGUACAUGGCUCCCCGCAUCAGCGAGCCAGUCUGGCUUUCCAUGAUAUCCCAAAGUACAGAGCGAAGUCUACUGUGUCAGCGCUUCCUGAAGGAGAUGAGUUUGCUGAUGGAACACGGAGCCAAGAGCCAGUUUCUCUCAGCUCUCCUUACUGCUGUUCUCACACAUCACUUAGCAUGGGUUCCCACAGUGAUGCCCAGCAACCUGCCGCCAAUCAGAUCUGCCUGUCAGAAACCAGCCUCCCAGACGGUGGACCAGUUGGCUAAAUCUCACCCGUACAACCCACUGUGGGCUCAGUUAUGUGAUCUGUAUGGUGCUUUGGGCUCUCCUGAGAGAGUGUGUCGAACAGUGGUUGUGGGACGCAGGAGGGAACUGGUUCAGCGAGUCUUGUAUGUUCUGUCCUACUUCAUUCGCUGCUCAGACCUGCAGGAACAUGUGCAACCACAGAUGGACAAUCCAGCCAGUCCCUGCACCUCUCAAACCACUGAUCCCACCCCUGAAAAACCAGACCCUUUAAAGCCUACUGCUUGUAUUAUUGGAACCUAUUCCAGGCACCUCAGUAGAAAACUUUUGACUGAUACUAAAUCAACCAGUCCAUCCCCCAGCGUGGACUCGACCGCUGUCAGGCCUGAAUUUACAGAAAUGGCACAGGAAUGUUUCGGAGAAGACAGUGACUCUGUUGGGGGCGGAUUAGAGCACAUUUUGGCCAAUCAGAGUCCUCUUUUGCAUCGGGUGCAGUUUCACAUUGGCAGUCCCAGUGAGAUGGCGAAUUACGGACAACCCGGGGGUCUGACUGGGGCAGGGUGUGGACGCGGACUGGACAGGAAGUUGCAUCAAAGGCUUUUGAGUGACAUACAGAGGAACGAGAGCUCAGAUAGUGCACUAGGUGACAGUGAUGAUGAGGAAGCAUCGCUGCGAGAACUGUACGUGACUACAGAACAAAACGAGUACGAGUUACCUCUACCAAGUUGUCUGGUAGAGAGUCGAGCCAAUGUUAAUCAUUUUGGGCGUUCAUUGCUGGGUGGGUACUGUCCUCAGUACAUGCCUGACUUUGCCUUGCAUGGCAUCAGUUCUGAUCUCAGGCUCAAACAGUGCCUCAUGGCUGACCUCGAACACACUGUUCUCCAUCCGGCGCUGGAUGAACCAGUGGCCGAGGCUCUGUGUAUCGUGGCGGAUACAGAUCGAAUGAGUGUGCAAGUAGUGACGAGUCAAAAGCGUGUGUGUGAGGGCGGGCGGUUGGGCAGGGACGUGAUGGUGUCCAACCUCGUACACACGCUCAUCACAUCAGUUCUGCAGCUUUAUGCGCUCAACAUCGCCUCCGACUUUUGUGUGAUGCAUCUGGAAGACCGGUUACAGGAGGUGUAUUUUAAGAGUCGAUCCUUGGCAGAAUAUCUGAGGGGACAAACCAGGGUCCAUGUGAAAGAACUGGGGUUGACACUGGGGAUUGAGUCCAGUGACAUUCCAUUGGUUGCCGCAGUGGCCAGCACACACUCGCCCUACGUGGCCCAGAUCCUUCUUUAAAUAGACCAUGCAAGAUUUAUUACACUUUUAGGACCAAUCAAAAUGUGUUCCUGUUCUGCGUGGACCAGCAAGGAUCUGACCACUAUCAGAUGACCACACCAAUCAUGAUGCACUGUGCUCGACAACCAAUCAGAGCCUACACCCAGCCUUAAUAUGCCAAUCAGAAUGGAUCGUUUGUCCAGCUGACUGUCUUUUCGGUGUAUGUAGGUACAAAUGUGUAUGCUUUAAUCUCAGAAAGCUGAGAACGUUUACAGAAUGGGGGAAGAGGUAGAUUGGAGUGUGAUAUUAAACUGUUACUGUUCCUCACUGGUCAGUCCACAGAUCGUGGAUUACAGUAUUAAUCUGGUGCUACUAUUGUGUCCAAGGCUUACUAAAGCACACGCACACUUUUGCGCUCUGUCCUUGUGAAUGCUUUGUUUCUUUCAGUGCUGUAUUGCACUGACGGACAAGUGUCACAGCAAUAGAAGAACCCCAGGUUUGUGACACUAGAAAUAAAAUACUUUUUUUUUUUAUUGUUCCACUUUAAAGACCUAGAGAAAGAUGGUUAUUUUUGAUAUUUUCAAAGAAUAUUCUACCUCCAAGUAAAAGAUCUGAAAGUGGC